Messenger RNA from Linum trigynum, 3734 nucleotides. The record is from the annotation of a GenBank genome assembly. NCBI's taxonomy places the organism in Eukaryota, Viridiplantae, Streptophyta, Magnoliopsida, Malpighiales, Linaceae.
UGCGACACCGAUAGCCAGCCGAAUCGAUUAGGAGAUUAGGAUUUGUCAUUUUUCUUGCCAUUUGGAUUGGAAGAACCCGAUCCAACCUCCAUCCCUUGGACAUUAUUAUCUCGCCGACAUAUAGCUUACAUCACUGUGGGUCGCCCUCCCUAAUCCCACCAUAUCUCCAAAUCGAUCGAUCGAUCGAUCGAUCGAUAAUUUAAUUCCCGCCCACAUUCCAACCCCGCCGCAGAUUCCAUUCCAAGCCGCAAGCCGCCGCCGGCCGGCCGCCCACCUGCCCCCACUUGGCCUGAAGAAUGCCAAAAACAGACUCCACUCCACACCCUCUGUCUCAGUCUCUGGCCCGCUCCCAGAACAGAUCUCCAGUAGCACAACGACAGCUAAAACGACGCAGUCCGGCAGCAACCGACGCCUUCCUGCACAAGCGAGAAGGCCCAGGAAUUUUUCAUUCAGUGCCAGGCUCGCUGCUGCAACCGAUCCAGACUUUGACUUUUCACUCUCUAUCUAUUCUCCUUCCUUCCUCAUCAAAGUCAGAGCGAUCUGCAGAAUUUGAGGGCCGUCACUCCUCCCUAUAAUUUUAAUAUCCUUCCUCGCGUACCCUAGGAUCCACUCCACUCCCCUUUCUUUCUAUAAUACACUCCCGAGAUCUCCACCCAAAAAGCUCUCCCCUUUUUCACCUUUCUGUCACUUUCCCGAGAAAGUAAGCGAAACCCAUGAAGACAGACAGAAAACCCAGUUUCUGAAUAACUAACUCUCCCGUUGGCGUUGCCAAGUACAAACAACCCAUCAAAAAAAAAAAAAAAUGGAGACUUUCGGUUGCAGGGCAAAUGCAAUCACCCCUUUCUUCCUUCUCCUUCUCCUCCUCCAAUCCAUUCUCCUCUCUUCAACAGCGCAGCAGCUACCUCCAAGCGAGACCAGGGUCCUCUACCGAAUCCAGAAGCUGCUCGAAUACCCCGAGCCUCUCCAAUCAUGGAACAACUGGACCAACUUCUGCUACCUCCCUGCCUCCCCUGCCCUCACCGUCCUCUGCUCCUCCGACGGCCACCUCACCGACCUCACAAUCCGCGGCAACAAAACCUCCCCGUCUCGCCUUCCGAACCCAAUCCCCAAAAACAAAACCUUCUUCGCCCUCUCCGGCAAGUUCUCACUCGAUUCUCUCUUCACCGACCUCACCAAGCUGCCCAAUCUGAAAACCCUGUCCCUCGUAUCCUUAGGCUUGUGGGGUCACUUACCGUCCAAAAUCAACAGAUUUGCUUCACUCCAGGUCUUUAAUCUGAGCUCCAAUUUCAUCACCGGCGAAAUCCCGCCAUCAAUCGGAUCGCUCAAAACCCUGACGAGCCUCGUCCUCGCCGACAAUCUGAUCAAUGGAACAGUCCCCGGUGACAUCAAAAUGUUGGUCUCGCUCCAGGAGCUGAACUUGGGGGGAAACAAUCUGAGAUCCGAAUUUCCUUCUGCAACAAUACUCAAGGCUCUGAUUCAUCUUCAGAGACUGAACCUGUCGCGAAACAAGCUGAUGGGUCCUAUCCCGCCUGCUCUGUUCUCUCUGCCUUCGAUUCAAUCCGUCGAUUUGAGUGACAACAAUUUGAAUGGAGCUCUCUCAGUCAACACGUCGUGCGGGUCUCAGCUUCGGUUCGUCGACCUCUCAAGCAACCUUCUGGUGGGGAACUUGCCGUCUUGCAUUUCGGCGUCGGCGAUUGCUUCAUGGAACUGCUUGUCCGGCGGGAAGCCUAAGCAGCAUCCGUACUCUUUCUGUCACAAGGAAGCAUUGGCUGUUAAGCCUCCGACGAACAAGGGGAAAAAACAGGGCUCCUCUUCUUCUUCGAUUAGGCUUGGGCUCAUACUUGGGAUCAUUGGAGGCGCCGUUGGGCUGAGUUUUUUAAUUGGGUUAGUGAUUUUCGUCAUGGUUAGAAGAUCUGAUGCUAAGGAACUGGUACCGGAGCACAGGUUUGCGCCGUCCUUGGCUGACAAAAUGUCGGUCCGAAGCUCCGUUCAUACAUUCGAGUCCAGGAGGGUGCCUAAGACGAUGAGAUCAGCGGCAAUUGGACUGCCGCCGUAUCAUAUUUUCUCGUUGGAGGAGAUUGAGGACGCCACCAAUAACUUCGACCCGCUGAAUUUCAUUGGAGAGAGUACUCAGGGACAGCUCUACAAAGGGUGCCUUGUAGAUGGAUCGGAGGUUCUGGUGAAGAGUGUGAAGUUGAAGCACAAGAAUCUGCCUCAAAACCUGAUGCAGCACAUAGAGGUGCUGUCAAAGCUAAGGCAUCUGCAUUUGGUCAGCGUUUUGGGGCACUGCAUCGUCACUUUCCAGGAUCAUCCCACCUCCGUAGCCACUCUUUUCGUAAUUUUCGAGCACAUUACGAAUGGGUCGCUCCACGAUUAUCUCACAGAUAGGAGAAAGAAAGAGGUGCUUAAAUGGCCGCAGAGGAUGGCUAUCACGAUGGGAGUUGCCAGGGGAAUCCACUUCCUGCACACUGGAGUGGCGCCUGGGAUCUUUGGGAACGAUGUGAAGAUGGAGAAUGUGCUGUUGGACGAAAGCCUCACUGCGAAACUCAGCAACUAUACGCUUCCUCUGCCGUCGAAGGUUGGUACAGAGAGUCCCUUGAGAGGGCAAGACCUUCCAAAUCUGAACAGCACCGAGAACUCGGACAAAGAAGAUGUGUACCAGCUGGGAAUGAUUGUACUCCAACUUAUCACAGGCAAACGUAUCAAAUCCUCCGAGGAAGUGGAAGAACUCAAGGCGCAACUAGAGAAAGGGUUGGCAGAGGGUCAAUCCAAGCUGAGGGAUAUGGCAGACUCCACCACAAAGGGCACCUACGCGUACGAAUCGUUGCGAACUGCAGCAGAGAUCACCAUCAACUGUCUCUCCAAGGAGCCCAAUAGCCGGCCUUCAAUAGAAGACGUGCUGUGGAAUUUGCAGUACUCGAGCCAAGUUCAGGAUGGAUGGAACAGCAGUGGAAACCUUAAUACUUCUCAGAUGUAGUGGCAAUAGCUCUUUUUUUUUUUUUUUUUCUUGUCAACCCUUUCGUGAUCAUGUACAUGAUAGUUAUCGUCGUGAUCUCCACGCUUCUCCAACAGUCCUACUCCCUUGAAUCGCCACAUUGACUAGUUCAUGGAACAUAGAAAGCCAGAAUGCACUUUAAGUGUCGCCGACCUGAAAUCUUUUACCCCCAUGAAAAGUUUUGCGUCCCAACCUUCCCCUAAAGCACAAGGCAUUUCGCCACGCAGCUAAGGGCAAGAUUAAGAGCAGAGGGGAGCAUGUCAAGAGCCAUUUAUGACAAUCCACACUCAGAAUAGGCUCAACAGUAAACUUACUCUACAUGUAUACAAAAAAUGAGAACACAGAUAAUUCGAUACAACAAACAUGCCAAAUGUUCAUUCUCGGAAACCAAGCAAGUAAAUCAUCCAAGGAGCAACAGAAACAACCACAACCUUAUGUCAGUUUUUCAAUGUAAUUUGAACUUGGACACUUAAUCCAUUUUGGAGUUACAAGCCACGGAGCAAACCCUAAUCAGCAGUCCAACUCUGCUCAACAAUCUCACGCACUCUUCGAUUGUAUUCACGCUUGUUCUCACUGAACAUCCUUGCAGCUUCCGAAUUCGCUGGAGAGUUUGGGUUCGGAUCACAAAGCAAAGACUGCAAUGCAAGCAAGACAAGAAUGCUUGUCAAAAGUCGCACUGUGGAAAGCCAAAUAGUAGCCAGGAAGAAUUAUCAUGCGUAAAUAAAUAAAAACGAAUUUU